GGGCCGGAGAACCCUCCGUUGCAUGCUGGGAUUCCGGAGGACCGCGCCACUCGCCCCCCAGUGUCAUGGCGACCAACAUCGAGCAGAUUUUCCGGGAUUUUGUCAUGAACAAAAUAAGGGAGAUAGAAGACGAAGGUCAGCACUCCGGAGUGACCGGCGAAGGACGUUCAAACGGCGGCGUCCCUACUCCUCCGGCCAAGACGGGGCCUGGGCAAGAGGUUGCCGCAGCGAUGGAGUGCCACGGAGACGCGGAGGAGACGAUGGAGAGUGCCGGAAAGCCACGGCUAGAGGAUGCCGGAGCCUUGGAGAACGCAGCAACUGCUGAAGCCACCCCUGGCAAGGAGGGCAGCGAGACGCCGCGCAAGAAGAACAAAAAGCACAAGCGGCACAAAAGCAAGAAGAAGAAGAAGAAGCGCAAAGAAGAAAAGGAGAGCAGCUCCGAGUCAGGGAUGGAGUCUGGCGGAGAGGCGCCGGUCCGGGUGAAGACCCAGGGCCAGUCGAGCAAGGAACGCGCAGCAGAAGGAGAGGAAGGUGCCGCUGCUCAGGAACCAGCUGGGAACGUGCCAGCAGCAGGUCAACCCAUGGAAGAGGGUGAUGGAAAAACUAAAAAGCAUAAGCGACACAUGGCUAAGAAAAAGAAAAAGAAGAAGAAGAAAGAGGAGGAGAAGCAGGAGAAAAAAUCUCCUUCUCGCUCCAGGUCGGAGAGCACUUCUGCUUCUGGGUCGGAAUCGGAUUCAGAGCUGAGGCCACCCUCCAAACUGCCACCCGCUUCUUUCCCUGUUGUCGCCCUGGGAAAGGACCGAGAGAGCACUUCACCCGCAGUCCCUUCACAGGAGCUUCAGAAAAGAAUGUCGCCUAUGACCUCAGGGCAGGACGUGGAGCCUGUGAAGGGCAACUCUGUCUGUGCUCAAGGCUCGGGGGAAGGUUUCACUGCCAAGAGUGGAGAGACAUGCCUUGCAGCCACUGAAGAGAAGGGGAAGGUAACUUCCAGCAUGCCGCUGGAGGUGGCAUCUGAGCCAAAUGAUGAUCAGGGGAAUUUUUCCACAAAGCAGGAUUUGCCUGAUAUCAUCCCCAAGCUUGAGAACACGCACAAGGAGGAGCCUCCUGCCAAGGCAGACGAUGACAUGCCAGCAGAUGGAAAAGGGAAUCAAGAAGCAGGGCAUGAAAUGAAGCGACAAAGUUACUCGGCGUCGCGAUCCAAAUCGAGGUCGCGGUCACCAUCGAAGUUAACGAGCACGGUGCCACUCCGCGCUCCUUUGCAAAAGAGUCAUAGCCGUUCCCAGAGUCAGAAGCGAAGCACUGACAAACAGGGCUCUCGCAAAGCUCGCUCCUUGUCCAAGAGGAGGUCUAGAUCGACUUCCAAGAGAAGAAGUAGUCCUAGGAAGAAGAGGUCUAGGUCUCGUUCUGGUAGACGCAGGUCUAGAUCUCCUUCCCUUAAACGCUCAGGGCGCAAGUCCAGGUCUUUGUCUACUAGGAGGCGAAGACGUUCAGAUUCCAGGUCUCGAACAAGGAAUCGAAGGUCCAGGUCAAGAUCUCGACGCCGCACGAGAUCGAGGUCUAUUGUACGGCGGCGAAGGUCUCGUUCUCGAUCGCUGUCGAGGCGCAGGCGGUCACGGUCCAGGUCAAAGAGAUCUCGAUCACGUCGACGCACCCAACGGUCUCGAUCGGCAAGGAGGGGCAGGCGAUCCCGGUCUCGAUCGCGCCGACGGAGGUCAGUGUCACGGUCAAGAAGAUCAAGGUCCCGGUCUGUGAGGCGGACCAGGCGAACUCGGUCCAGAUCCAUUGUAAUCCUAAGGCGCUCUAGGUCUCGGUCCUUACUGAGGAGAAACAGACGAUCUAGGUCCAGGUCGCUGAGACGAAGAUCAAGGUCUAUUAAAAGGCAUCGGUCUAAAUCUCGUUCGCUACGGAGGUCCAGGCGUUCUAGGUCCAGAUCGCCAGCAAGGCGCAGGAGAUCUAAAACCUCAUCACCUCGCCGUAGUCGGCGGUCAAAGUCCCACUCUCCCAUCAGACAUCAUCGGUCAAGAUCUGAUUCUCACAAAGGGGGUCGAAAACAGUCCCAGUCUCCCAAAAAGAACAGGCAUUCAAAAUCUAGGUCUCCCACUAGGAUUAAGUCCAAAUCUAGAUCUGUGUCGAGAGAUGUGCAAUCAUGUGAGAAGAGCCUCGUCCCCCCACAAGAAAAGGGUGCCUCAAAAUCGGGGACCCCUGCCAGAGAAUGGUGUGACGCUGACCUUCCCCUUGCUGAAGUGCAGGAAAAAGAUCAGAGUCCUGAGCAACCUGGACAGGAUGAUGGACCUUCUGGGGACGUGGGUCCUCAAAUGCUCAACGUGGAGGAAUGCACUAUGAUAGAGGAAACUCCAACAGAAUCUCGUGUGGAUGGAGACGGCGCUGAUGGUACAGUCCUGGCUUCUGUUGGAGCGUGGAGACCAGUCCCCUUCCUGGAGGACAGUGGUGUUAGUUCCGAAGCAGACCCUGUGGCAGAAGGGGUGAACAAUUCCCCCUCUGCUGAAGAAGCUACAGUUAGAGAACUGCCAGAAGAAUGUAAAUCCCCAAAGACUAAACAGAUUGAGAAGUGCUUUACUCCUGAGAUGCCUUUGACCGCACAGGACUUGCAUUCCGACAGUCCUUCACAAGCCAUCUCCAAACCACGUGUCCCCGAGAGCACUGAGCACGUAGAAAAUGCUCCCGAGGAUAUGGAACAUCUAACUGAGUUUAGGUCUGGCUCCAUUUCACCUCAGUCCCAAAGGCCGUGUGAAUCAAUCUGUGUGGAACCAGAAGAGUCGGAUGUGGCUUCAUGUGAGGCCCUAAAACUCGAACCACGCGUAACGUGUCCCAGCGGGCGAAGAAGGACGAGGUCAAGAUCUGCUGACCAAGACUGCUCAGAAAUAGAUAGAAAAUCAGAGCGUUCACGAUCACACUCAGUGUCAAAAGAGGGUCAGACACCCACUGGAAAACUGGAUUCAGAAUCCAGGUCCCCAUCAAUAAGUAAGAAGGAAAGUUUAUCAAACCAAGCACGGUUAUCAGCAUCUCCGGGUGCAAGGAAACGCUCAACGUCAAUGUCUCCUUCAAGGAGGAAGAAAUCGAAGUCCAAGUCUCCAGCUCGAGGAAAGCACUCAAGGUCCAGCUCGUCGUCACAACGAAGGCGUUCGCAGUCAAAAUCUGCCAGUCGCAAGAAAAAGUCCAAAUCCAAGUCUCCUAGUAGGAAGAAAAAAUCAAGGUCACGAUCCCGCAGUCGAAAGAGGAAAUCUAAAUCUCCGGCAAGGAGAAGACGAUCGAGGUCCAAGUCAACAACAAAGAGAAGAAAAUCUCGGUCAAAGUCUACGUCCAGGUCCACCAAAAGAAAGCGGUCCAAGUCCCGAUCGCCUGUCAGAAAGAAGCGUUCAAAGUCUCGGUCACCAAGGAGGAGCAAACGCUCCAAGUCCCGGUCGCCAGCUCGGCGGAAGAGGUCAAAAUCAGCCGAGAAAAGCAAGCGCUCAAAAUCUCGCUCCCCUACCAGGAAGAGGCGGUCCCGGUCCCGCUCUGCAAACCGUGCUCGGCGGUCACGGUCCAGGAGGUCUCGCUCCUUGUCCCGUCGAAGGAGAGGCGGUUUUCGCAGUCGCUCCUUCGAUCGAAGGGACAGAUGGAGGCGGGAGCCAAGCCACUCGCCAAUUCUCAUCCUGCGCAAGAAGAGAUCCGCUUCGCGCACCCGCCGCAGCGCAAGCAAGACUCCACCCCGCCUCACGGAGCUCGACAAAGACCAGCUUUUGGAGAUUGCGAAGGCCAACGCAGCUGCCAUGUGUGCCAAGGCCGGGAUGCCCAUUCCCGAGAGCCUGAGGCCGAAAGCAAUCCUCCAGCUGCCCCUGCCAACCCCAGUCCCCUCCCCCCUCAACCUUCCCCUGCCGCUGCCCAUGAACCUCCCAAUGGGAAUGCCCAUGGGCAUGCCCAACAUCAGCAUGAACGCAGCCAUGGCCACCAUGACGGCGGCCACCAUGACUGCCGCCCUGACCAACAUGGGUGCUCUUGGCAGCAUGCCUGCCAUGCCUGCACUGCCUAGCAUCACCAACAAGCCUCCCCCCACGGCCAUGCCCAACACUGCCAACAUCGAGGAGGUCAAGAGGAAGGUGACGCAGAAAGCUAACAGCAUUAGCAUCAAGGAGCUGACAGAGAAGUGCAAAAUGAUCGCGGAGAGCAAGGAAGAGAUGGCCGUGGCGCAGCCUCACGUGUCCGACGACGAGGAGGAGGAGAAGCCGUUUGGUGGAGGGGCCCUGCGGGAGAACAAGGGCAUCUCCUUCAGUCUCAGUAACCCCUCAGCAAAACCAGCCACCAGGACCGAGGCAGCCUUCGCCAAGGAGUUCCCCGUGUCAUCGGGUUCGCAGCACCGCAGGAAGGAGAACGAGGGCGCUUACGGCGAGUGGGUGCCUGUGGACAGGAAGAUGGACAAGGACAAGGCAGCCGCUUCGUCGAGCGCGGGGGCCGUAGCGGAGGAAGAGGGCAAGCAGAGCGACAGUGUCUUCCCCGACGCACCGCUGCAGCCUGUGGACAUCACGCUGGCCGUGAGCGAGAGGGCGGUGGCGCAGAAGCGGCUGGCCGAGAACCCCUUUGACGUCAACGCCAUUUGCAUGCUGAGUCGGGCGCAGGAGCAGGUGGACGCCUGGGCCCAGUCCAACUCCAUCCCCGGUCUGUUCACGGGAUCCACAGGCGCCCAGGUGCUGUCUUCAGAGGAGCUGUCCAGCAGCGGCCCGCAAGCCUGGGUGAAGAAGGACCAGUUCCUGAAGGCCGCACCCGUGUCCGGCGGUGUGGGCGAGUUCCUCAUGAGGAAGAUGGGGUGGCGUGCAGGCGAGGGGCUGGGCAAGUACCGAGAGGGGACCGUGGAGCCCAUUGUCAUCGACUUCAAGACGGACCGCAAAGGGCUCGUGGCCGAGGGUGAGAAGAUGCAGAAAUCUGGCAGUCUGGUGGUGAUGAAGGACCUCCUCGGGAAACACCCCGUCUCCGCUCUCAUGGAGAUCUGCAACAAGAAGAAAUGGGCGCCUCCCGAGUUUGUCAUGGUGCACCACAGCGGGCCGGACCACCGCAAGAACUUCCUCUUCAAGGUGGUGGUGAACGGGACCGACUACCAGCCCCAGACCGCCAGUCCCAACAAGAAGCACGCCAAGGCGAUGGCCGCCACCGUGGCUCUGCAGGCCAUGGGCGAGGUGUCGGGGGACAGUCUGCACAGCGGUCCCGUCUUCACCGCAGCCACGUCCACCGACUGACCGUCGCAGGGUCUCACACGGAGACUGCGUGUCCGCCCCGCCCCCCCCCAACAGUGGCGCUGUUGCUCGAACUGCUGUUCGGUGAACGGUCUCACGCCGAGGGUCUUUUAACCUCUUUUUAACAUGGUCACGAGGACCUCGACCACACACCCUCCCUCCUGUGAGCAUGCUUUUCUUUCUUGACCAAAUAAAGCGCAAUAUGACAGUGAGCUCAGC
Scleropages formosus (Asian bonytongue) is the source of this 5444-nucleotide messenger RNA. It is a transcript of the gene sonb, whose product is annotated as SON DNA and RNA binding protein b. The coding region runs from base 66 to 5228 and encodes 1720 amino acids. The transcript is spliced from 14 exons. Gene Ontology annotation, biological process: regulation of mRNA splicing, via spliceosome; regulation of cell cycle. NCBI's taxonomy places the organism in Eukaryota, Metazoa, Chordata, Actinopteri, Osteoglossiformes, Osteoglossidae. The record is from RefSeq and is a predicted model, not a curated record. Gene Ontology annotation, molecular function: RNA binding.